Molecule: messenger RNA, 1238 nt
Organism: Nanorana parkeri
Lineage: Eukaryota; Metazoa; Chordata; Amphibia; Anura; Dicroglossidae
Gene: ENKD1
Product: enkurin domain containing 1
Exons: 1
Coding region: 103-1191 (362 amino acids)
Cellular component (GO): cytoplasmic microtubule
Source: RefSeq, a predicted model, not a curated record
CGUUGUGAUGUUGAGGUCAGAGUUCGGCUGCAGUUAGAAGACACAGGCCGUACAUCGGUGCCUUGUUGUGCAGAAGAAGAGUUAAGAGAACAGAUUGCCGAUAUGUGUGAGGGAGCCUCCAGGAUCUCGGGCCCCAUACCCCCGGAUCCCACACUCUUCCCAGACUGCUACAGGCGACCUGAGACAGCCCGGGGGAGGCUGGAAGGAACUCAUCUGAAACUGGAUUUCCUGUCUGGACCCCUGGCCCCAGAUCCUACCUUAUACCCAACCUGUUACAGUGCCCGACCUGCCUACCCUGCACCCAGAAUCAGACCUAAUGCUCGAGAAAUCCUGGACCGGGGUCAGAGUGGCAGUGUAGGGGUCCUGCUGAGACUGGAGGGCAUUUCCCUGCAUGGCCAGCCACAGUUGUCACCUCCGCGGAAAAGUAAGGACCACGGCAAAGAGAAUGUACGCAGGAUGAGGGAGAUCCAGAAACGCUUUCGGGAGAAGGAGAUAGACCGGGAACAGGUUGCACCAAAACCAAUCAAAGCUCUCUGGAAGUCCUCAAAAUAUGAGACUGUGGAGUCCAAAGUGAUAGCUAAACUCCAAGAGCCUCCGCCACCACCACCUUCCAGCAGUGUGCCAGCCAACUUCCUCAAAUCACAUUCCCGCUGUGGUUCUGGGUUGCCACCAAAAAGACCCAGCUCACCUGGCCCUAGCCGGCCUCCUAGUGCCAGGGACAAUAUGGAGGUGCAUGGGUCCAGCAUUGACUUUGUGGCCCACAAUGCUAGAAAUGCUAAGAAGGUGCAGAUCAGGCGUUCCAGAUCCAUGCAAUCAUUAAAUGAAGUGCUGGAGGACAAACAACGGCACCAGAAGGAGUACAACUCCAAGCAGAAGGGGCAUCUUCCUCAGUAUCUUUUGGAUCUGAAGCAGCAGUGGCUUAAGGAGAAGGAGGAGAUGAAGAAGCAAGUCCCUGACCCCUCGAUGCCUCCUGGUCACACCAAGAUGCCAGAGCAAGAGAGGCUGGAGACCCUCAGUAAACUUAAGGAGACUCAGACCCAGCUAACCAAGGAGUUGCUGAUGCUCCCAGUCCGGGCAGAUACUCUCAGCAUCCAGAAUCGGCGCACAGAACUAGACAAAAAACUUACUGAAAUUGAGGAGGCCAUCAAAAUAUUUUCCCGUCCUAAGGUUUUCAUCAAGAUUGACGCUUAAAGGAGACCUGUCAUGCGAGAAAUAUGUAGGGGCCAUUGCUGACCUAA